AUGAGUUGGCGACUCAUUCACCUCGCAACUGGCGACGUCUGGGCAGUCCCUCCCCUCCCUCCAGCGCACUUGCCACAUCCGUGCGCCUCUUGCGGCCUCUCCCUCCCGAACUGUUGCGCGUCAUUCACUUGUGCUUGUGUGGGGUCCCUCCCAGGGGUCUCCCCUAGUGGUUGCUCUUCAUGGGGACCUCUAGAAGACUCCGCUUUUGCGGUGGGGCGUGGGUCUGACUGCGCAGUGCGGCUUGUUUCUCCCACAUGCAGCAGAAAGCACUUGUUCUUGCGAGUUUUGCCUCCCUCCCUAAGGGACACACUGCUACCUACGGAGUUGUUCGACGGGAAAAGUUCGUCUGAAGCGGGAGACAGCAGAUCUGCAGGGGUCCCUGUGGCAUCCGAAAAGCACAUAGAGCUUCUGAGGUUUCCUUCAAGAAGGGCUGGUCGAUUUUUUGUCCGAAAUGCCUCGCCUAACGGAACGUUGAUUAAUGGCGUGUUGUUUGGGACCGUUCUGAAGGAACAGCAACAACGGCAGCAGCAGCAGCAGCACAAGCUGCUGAUGCAUCAUCAGGAUUUGGAGAUAGAGCAACGACAGCAGCAGCAGCAGGCAGCCUGGCUGCUACAUACGGGGUAUGCAGAGGUUUUCCCGGGAGACCUUCUUGAGCUAGCAGGUGACCCUGCGCUCUCAUUACUUGUUUCCUUCUCGCCCACCUCCCUCUGCUUGGACAGAAACCCAGACGUCACACCUAAGCUGCGAGUAGAGGAAGAAAGUCAUGUGCAGCACCAGGAAGAAGCAGGAAGAGGGAAGCUUUUGAAGUGUGUGCGGGCCUGCCAUAAAGCGGGCCUGUAUCUUGUGGCCCCCCGAUUCCAUUCGUCCUGCUGCUGCCUCCUUUUGUCUUCUUCGUCGCCUGCACCUUCUUUGCCUCUGCUUCUAUGCGUCCUCUGCAACAAGCCCCUGGUGCAGCUUUCCGCUGUCAUAGAUAUACUUUUAAAAGGAGGCGACAGCGAAAAGAGUGGCAGCAGCCGAGGGGUGUACUUAGCCGCUAGGAUCUCCCAGGCUAAAGCAGAGCAUGUGUGCCGUCUCCUAAAGGACUCGGCUGCGCAGAGGCUUCCCUCGGACGGAGGACUCCUAGAAGGCUCUACCAAUGAUUUCUUGCUAAUUAAAGACGCAGAGACGGACUGGCGGUUCCUCGUAUUGCACCUCGCUGCCGCAUCUGCUACUGGUGACAGCGGCAGCGAGUGCUGUGUACAGGGCGAAGAGUAUUCACACCAACCGCCUCACGAAUGCUUAGUGGCUGCGCUGAGGCGGAUAUCUCCUGCCAGUUCUUGUGUUCCAGCCUCUUUGUGUGCAUACGUGAAGGACCCAACAGAAAGAAUAAGGGGGCAGCUCUUUGCGGGAUGCCUGGUUGCAGAGGAAGCCCUCAGUCUUGCCUCCCAUUCGAAGACAACACAGCUGCCUGUGCAGUCAGAUGUAGCCACUGCAGCUACAGCGGUUGCAGCAGCACUAAGCCCCUUUCUGGGGGGUCCUCCCUGGGGGCCCCCCCUCUGCAGGGCAUGCUGCAUCUUUUUGGGGCCUGGAGAGGAUAUAUUGGAUGAGCCAAGGAAGAAGGCACUACUGUUGGUGCUGCAGAUAGUUGCUGCUGCGCUUCAUCAGCAGCAACAAAACCUACCGCCACAACAAAAAGUGCAGUUCCAACAGAUCCAAUCAGAGCACCACCAGAAGGACAGGCAGAGGGCACUUCUUAUAGGAGGGGUGCGGUUGCUGCUCGCGCGGGAGCGGCAAGUAGCGAUCUCUGUGAUCAGUGGCUCUGUGUUCACGCCAGAUGCUCUCUUCGCCUCAAAGGACAUCCAGCUGCAGAAUCUACAGCAAGAGGUCGUAGCCCAUUUAUCGUGGCAACAGUUGCAGUAUGAGCAGCCACUGCAGGUUCUUCGGGAAGAAGAAACCCAGCAGCCAUCAGGAGAUUUUGAAGCUGCUUCAUGCGCAUUAUCUAGUGCUGGAGGGUCGCGCCCUUCGACUCUUGGUGCAGAACCAUCUGGACUUCCACAACCAUUGGCAAAGGGCUGUGCGGCAGAUCCUUGUUUCUAUCCCGACAAGAGCGAGUCAUUCCAGACCCUAAGCCCGUUGAAAGCUUCAGCGGAAGAAAGGGGCACGCACGAGGCUUCUGGGGGGGCUUUAGGCUGCGUGGUUUCGAAGGUGGACCUAAGGGGGCAGGAGACAGAAAGGCCCAGGGGAACCCAGCGUCAAAAGGCCUCAGCUGUGGCCCGAUUCGCUGCGAUUUGUGAAGCAAUAGAACUAGCCUCACAGCCUCAACCGGAUCAGCAGGAUUGUCCUUGUCUUCCAGCACUAGCGGUGCCUGCAGUGGCGUCAGCGGCCGUAGCACAAAAAGCAUCGAAAGCGGCGGCUUCGGGUUGGCUGAGGAAGCAACAACAGCAGCAAGGUGAUUUAUCUACCUGCGGAGCUGAAUCGAGCACAACCAAAGUACUUAGAUGCCUUCGGCCUGUAUGUGUUCUCCAAACGAAUCUUAAGGGAGACAGAAAGAGGUUCAGGAAGGACACUUCCCAGCUUCCAGCGUGGCGGAUGGCUAACAAGGCAGCCCCCAAAGCAGGCGCUGCCCUCCCUUUUGACAGUAAAGGAGCGGCAGCGGGGUCCUUCAAGAGUGCCCUCCGGGCAGCCUCAAGUAGCCGGACCCUAGAUCGACCUCCGGAAAGAGCUUUUACGGAGCUACAUCCAGAUGCUAUCGAAGUGACAGCCAGAGAAAAUUAUUCUGGGGACUCUUUUUGCUCGGGAAAUCCUGGGAAGUCCACAGACACUGUGUGUGCAGAAACAAUGUCUACGGUGUGUCAGCAAGAGCUGCAGCAGUAUCACGACUUGUUAUUCAGCAGAGAUGGGGGCGACAAUGCAGAUUGUUUUCAGCAAUCAGAGCAAGCAGCAGCAGUAGCAGCGGGGGAGGCAAGUUUCCCCAAUUCUAGAGAGUGCCUGCGCGGUGUGGACCCGCAACUGCCACAGGGAAAGGCAGGGAGGUCGGCGCCUCCCGCCACACUGGUUUCAAGGGCCCCAGGGAACAGGCGCAGUAGUUAUUUACCAAAUUUUACUCCUAUCACCGCGGUAGUGGUGAGCUAUUCAAGUACAAGAAGUCAAAAAAACAGUAGAGCAGGUUGUUUGCCACAAACAGUUCUCGAACUCUAUUGA
Molecule: messenger RNA, 3180 nt
Organism: Cyclospora cayetanensis
Lineage: Eukaryota; Apicomplexa; Conoidasida; Eucoccidiorida; Eimeriidae
Exons: 5
Coding region: 1-3180 (1059 amino acids)
Molecular function (GO): protein binding
Source: RefSeq, a predicted model, not a curated record